Messenger RNA from Melopsittacus undulatus (budgerigar), 1146 nucleotides. RefSeq names its product pepsin A-like. The record is from RefSeq and is a predicted model, not a curated record. The transcript is spliced from 9 exons. Gene Ontology annotation, biological process: proteolysis. Gene Ontology annotation, molecular function: aspartic-type endopeptidase activity. Lineage: Eukaryota; Metazoa; Chordata; Aves; Psittaciformes; Psittaculidae. The coding region runs from base 1 to 1146 and encodes 381 amino acids.
AUGAAGCUGCUGCUGCUCUUCAGCUUCGUGGCCCUGGCUCAAUGCCUGGGGCACAGGAUCCCUCUGCGGAAGGGCAAGAGCCUGCGGCAGGCCCUGCAGGAGCAUGGCUUGCUGGAGCGCUACCUCAAGGAGCAUCCCUACAACCCGGCUGCCAAGUACUACGAGAGCGGCGUCUCCUCGGAGCCCAUGCAGAACUACAUGGAUGACUCCUACUAUGGCACCAUCUCCAUCGGGACCCCCCCCCAGGAUUUCACCGUCAUCUUCGACACCGGCUCCUCCAACCUGUGGGUGCCCUCCGUGUACUGCAGCAGCCAGCCCUGCAGCAACCACAACCUCUUCAACCCAGCAGAGUCCUCCACCUUCGUCAGCACCAACGACAGCGUCUACAUUGCCUAUGGCACGGGCAGCAUGUCUGGGGUCCUGGGCUAUGACACCGUCAGAGUUGCCGACAUCGACGUCUACCACCAGAUCUUUGGGCUGUCUGAGACCGAGCCCGGGGACUUCUUCUACUACACCCCCUUCGAUGGCAUCCUGGGCUUGGCUUUCCCCAGCCUGGCCUCCUCCGGAGCCACCCCUGUCUUUGACAACAUGAUGAGCGAGGGGCUGGUGGCCAAGGACCUCUUCUCUGUCUACCUGAGCAAGAACGAGGAGAGCGGCAGCUUCGUCCUCUUCGGUGGCAUCGACCCCUAUUAUGUCAGGAACGGCAUCACCUGGAUCCCCCUCUCUGCUGAGACCUAUUGGCAGAUCACCAUGGACAGUGUCUCCAUCAACAGCAUGGCUGUGGCCUGCUCGAACGGCUGCCAGGCCAUUGUGGACACGGGCACCUCUCUGCUGGCCAUGCCCAGCACGGCCCUCGCUCAGGUCUACAGUGUCCUUGGGGUCUCCUCCGGGGGUCAGGUGAGAAUUGAGUGCAGCUCUCAGGGCAGCCUCCCUGCCAUUGUCUUCCACAUCAAUGGUGCUGAGUUCGCGGUGACCCCCGAGGCCUACGUGGUGGAGAGGGACGGCUCCUGCAGCCUGGGCUUCCAAAGCGUGGGUGUCCCCACGGAAUCUGGGGAGCUGUGGAUCCUGGGGGAUGUCUUCAUCCGGGAAUACUAUGUCAUCUUCAACAGGGCCACCAACUCGGUGGGUCUGUCCCCCCUGGCCUGA